AUGGGUUUGUCGAAGGAUCCGCGGGAAGCCCGAGCUAAGACAUUUAGACCUCGAGACGAUUUGGAAUUAAAACCGGGGGGCCAAAACCAAGUUUUCCCUUCCGCCGUCCCUCAUUGGGCCACUGGUGGCAAAGUCCUCCUCUAUCAACCAGCCUAA
Messenger RNA from Histoplasma capsulatum G186AR, 156 nucleotides. RefSeq lists its product as uncharacterized. The record is from RefSeq and is a predicted model, not a curated record. Lineage: Eukaryota; Fungi; Ascomycota; Eurotiomycetes; Onygenales; Ajellomycetaceae. The transcript has a single exon. Bases 1 to 156 code for a protein of 51 amino acids.